Messenger RNA from Penicillium argentinense, 1770 nucleotides. RefSeq lists its product as uncharacterized. Gene Ontology annotation, biological process: extracellular matrix assembly; hyaluronan biosynthetic process. Gene Ontology annotation, molecular function: hyaluronan synthase activity. Bases 1 to 1770 code for a protein of 589 amino acids. Lineage: Eukaryota; Fungi; Ascomycota; Eurotiomycetes; Eurotiales; Aspergillaceae. The transcript has 3 exons. The record is from RefSeq and is a predicted model, not a curated record.
AUGGAUUCUUUUGGUGACAAAAUGUAUCCCCGGCUUUCCUCGUUCCAAGAGAGAGGACCCGAAGUCUCUCGUUUCCGACAAUUUCUUAAUUUGCUGGGAUGUCUGAUCGUACUCCCUAUUUACUCCGUCAUCACGGGAUACACACGCCAUCCGUUGACGCUCGAUAUUCUUUUGACUAUUUUCUCGGCGGAGUACAAUCGGUUUAUGAACGAAAACCGUCGACGAAAGCUGCAUGGCCAGCCCCAAAAGAUUCAAGAUCUCGAGAAAGCGAGCCUUGUGUCUCCUAAUGCAAACCGCGGCCCCGAAUGCAUGGCGGCCAUCGUGGGAUAUCGCGAGGACCCCGAGCUGUUUGCGCGAGCCUUGGAAAGUUACAAGAAUAUUUCCGAGUGCCGUUUGGUGCUUGUGGGCGUCGAUGGCGACGAUGUUCCUGACAUGGAAAUGAUUCGAGUUUUCCAAAAUGUCUUUCCCAAAAACUCGGCCGUCAUUCAUAUCGACGAGCCAUUUGGAGAGGUUGCGAUGCACACCUUCGAAAAGACCUCCACCAUCGAUGGAAACUCGCAGGCUCCCCAGGCUUACAUGGAAGCCACUAUUGCCCACUGCUGCCAGCUUGCCCGAGAGAUCCUUGCAGAACAUGACCUGAGACUCGGCCAGCCGGACGGAGUGGCUCGAUUGUGUCUGUAUCAGCCGCAUUUGCACAAGAAAGGCAUCAUGUUCUCUUCCUUCAUAUUCUCUAUUGUCAUCUCUGAGAUGCUCGGAAUCGAGUACCUCUGGUCCUCCGAUUCGGACACCAUUGUGCUGCCGGGUUCCCUGAAAAGCACCAUUGAUACCAUUGCGGGAGAUCCUAAUGUCGGUGGUGGCAGUUCAGGUCUGAUUGUUCACAAUGAAAAUGACACCGUCAGCACGAAGCUGGGUAGUGUCGUGUACUGGUCGGAGUUGUAUAUGACACGCUCCGUCUCAACUCUUUCUGGAACCAGCGACUGUCAGAGUGGUCCCAGCACGGCAUUCCGAGUGUCUGCUCUCCCUGCGAUUCUAUACCCGUGGUAUACUCAGACUGUUCUGGGUCAUCGAAUGGUUGUCAACGAGGAUCGUCACCUUACCACAAACCUGCUCAUGCGCGGAUGGACUGUGACCUAUGCAUCCGACACGCUGGCUGCAACUGAUACCCCAACCACCCUCAGUCGCUGGAUUCUGCAGCAAGUCCGCUGGAGUCGAGCAGGCCAUAUUGAGUCUUUCCAACAACCCAAGCUCUACCUCCUCACCAACCCGCUGUUCUUCUGGGCUGCCGUGAAGCGAGAGGCUGGUCCUCUCCUCGGAUUCGCGUAUAUCCUCUACUACCUCAUCACGGGAGAAUGCUUCGCCUACUUCAAUUGGUACGAUGUCGGCAUCCGUAUUUCCUAUACACUCCUAUACAACUACUUCCGCAACCCUGACCGAGGCCCCAGCAACUCGUGGCUGUGGAUUGUUCCCGGUCUGCUCUUCUACAACAUUCCUCUCCCGAUGAUCCAUCUUUGGAGUCUGAUUACCGUUUUCCAAGAUGGGUGGGGCACGUCCAUGCGAUCGACUAGCGAAAUGACCAAGCGUGGACAGGCCUGGAAACGGUGGAAUGACCUUUGUUUCUUCGUUGUCUGGAUGGGCAUUGUUGGCGGAACCCUUGCCCGCAUGCUCGCGUCGAAGGCUGGGUGGGCCGAUGGUGAUAUCAUGCAGGCUGUUUUCUGGGGUAUCUUGAUCCCGACCGCUGUUUCGUUCUACGGAUUGGUGGUCCGUGAGUGA